Messenger RNA from Odontomachus brunneus, 2565 nucleotides. RefSeq names its product probable ATP-dependent RNA helicase DDX27 (gene Rs1). The record is from RefSeq and is a predicted model, not a curated record. Lineage: Eukaryota; Metazoa; Arthropoda; Insecta; Hymenoptera; Formicidae. Gene Ontology annotation, molecular function: nucleic acid binding; ATP binding; RNA helicase activity. The transcript has 13 exons. Bases 278 to 2500 code for a protein of 740 amino acids.
UCUGAACGUACCCUAAAGUGUGCUCAGCCAAGCAUUGAAACUGAAACUGAAACUGUUCGCAAAUUUUUCUUUUAUAUACGUAUUAUGGCAAACGGUUUUGAACAAUCGUGAAUAGUGAAUUGAAAUUUUAAGUUAUUAUAUUAUAUUGCAGUCAAUGGAAUAGAUUCCACGACCAAGCAUUAUCAACAACAACUAUACCACGUGUUGUAAACUUUAACCUAAAAAAACCUCUGUUACAUUUGUGUUACAUAGAUCUGUUUUCUUUUAAAAUUUGUUUAUGCAAAUUAAAAUGAUGAAUAAUUGUGAUUUAAUAAGGACCAUAGAGGACGAUCAAGAGGUAACGGAUUAUUCGGAAAAAUCGGACGAAGAAGACGAUUUCCAACCACGAAAGCAAAAAAAGAAAGAGAGUAAAGAUUUUGACAGUAAUUUUGAAUUUAUAAAUAAUGUCGCUGAAUAUAAUCAAGAUACUUGGAAUGAUCUAAAGAAAUAUAUUAAACGAAAAGUAACAACGAAAUUAGAUGAUAAAAUAAAGAAAAUCAGGAAGCAAAGCAACAAACAGACUGGGAUAGAUAAUGAUCCUAUUAAAGUUGAAGCUGAAACAGAUCAGGAUGAUAAUUCUAUUUUGCUAUCUGAGGAUGAUCUUAAAAAAGAUUUUUUUAAAACUAAGGAAAAGAAAGGAAAAAGAAAAAAUUCUGCUAAAGAGAAGGAUGAAAAAACUAUUGAUUUUGAAGAAUGUACAAACUUUGAAAUUGAUGCUACAUUUUAUCAGAUGAAUUUAUCCAGGCCUUUGUUAAAGGCAAUAACAACAAUGAAGUUUUUGAGUCCAACUCCCAUACAAGCUGCUACAAUACCAGUGGCUUUAAUGGGCCGUGAUAUAUGUGGUUGUGCAGCAACAGGAACUGGUAAGACUGCUGCCUAUAUGCUUCCAACAUUGGAAAGAUUAAUAUAUAAACCACUGGAUGGAUCUGCUGUCACAAGAGUUCUCGUACUUGUACCUACCAGAGAACUAGGAGUGCAAGUUUAUCAAGUGACAAAACAACUAUCUCAAUUUACAUCAGUAGAAGUUGGUUUAUCUAUUGGUGGAUUGGAUGUGAAAGUACAAGAGAGUGUAUUAAGAAAAAAUCCAGAUAUUGUGAUAGCAACACCUGGAAGAUUGAUCGAUCAUUUAAGAAAUACACCUACUUUUUCAUUAGAUACUAUCGAAGUAUUAAUUCUGGAUGAAGCUGAUAGGAUGUUAGAUGAAUACUUUGCUGAACAAAUGAAAUACAUUGUGAAUCAAUGCUCAAGAAGUAGACAAACUAUGUUGUUUUCUGCUACUAUGACUGAAGAAGUCAAAGAUUUAGCCGCAGUGUCUCUCGAUAAACCUAUCAAAAUAUUUGUAGAUAGCAAUCAAGAUGUAGCCUUCAAUUUGCGCCAAGAAUUUAUUCGUAUACGUAAAGAGAGAGAAGGAGAUCGCGAGGCGGUAUUAGCGGCCUUAAUCUGCCGAACUUUUCAUGAUCACGUUAUGGUUUUUGUGCAAACAAAAAAACAAGCACAUAGAUUGCAUAUUUUGUUGGGACUAUUAGGAGUAAAAGUUGGAGAGCUUCAUGGUAAUCUCACGCAGCCACAACGACUGGAAAAUUUGCAGAAAUUUAAAGAUGAGAUAAUCGAUAUUUUAAUAGCAACCGACGUUGCUGCGAGAGGUUUAGACAUAAGUGGUGUGAAAACUGUUAUUAACUUUGUGAUGCCUGCUACUCUUCAACAUUAUAUACACAGAGUCGGGAGAACUGCGAGAGCAGGACGCGUGGGUGUUUCUGUGUCAUUAGCCGGCGAACAGGAACGUUUCUUGGUGAAGGAAGUUAUCAAACGAGCCAAGAAUCCUGUUAAGAACAGGAUAAUACCACCAGAUAUAAUAGAAAAAUAUAAUAAAAAGUUACAAUCUCUGGAACCAAAUGUGGAGAAGAUUCUGCAGGAAGAAAAAAGUGAGAGAGAACUAGCCAAAAUUGAAAACCAAGCGAAUCGCGCUGAGAAUCUACUCAAAGAUUCAGAGAACAAAGAUCAGCGAAGUUGGUUCCAAUCUAAAAAGGAAAGAAGAAUGGAAAAAGAAAAUCUUCAAUUAACCGAGAGAUCAACUGUUAAAAAUAAAAAAUGCGAAAAGAAGCCUUCCAAUAUAGUAGAGGAUAAAAAGAAGAAGGUGCAAAACGAGCCUAAAAAGGAUACGGCCGAAGAUAGAGCCAAAAAAGAGUUAGAUAAGAUCGCAGCUUAUCAAGCGCGAUUGACUAAGAGGAAAAACAAGCCGAAGAAAAUUAAAACAAUUAUAGAUGACAGUAACCGUGACUUUUCUAGAAAAGGAUCAUUAAAACGAUCAAAGUCAUCAUUCGCCGCUGAUUUAACGGACACGAGCAAAAAAAGUGUUAAAAGAAUGCGUUAUGAGGCCAAUACUAGGAAUAAACAAAAUAUGCAACGUAAAAAUAAAUCCACUACAGGGAGAGUCCACAAAAAAUCGUUUAAAAAACAUUAACUUUGUAAUACAACUCAAUUGUUAUAAACGUACAUUGUUAUAAACGUAUGCCACACUUUACUUGA